AUGACAAGUCUUUCAUAUGAUGUCAUUGUGGUCGGGGGCGGCAACGCAGCCCUCGUUGCUGCGCUCUCUGCUCACGAAGCUGGCGCCAGAACCGCCAUCCUCGAAGCAGCUCCCAAAGCUUACCGUGGCGGAAAUAGUCGUUUUGCGUCUGCCGCAUUCAGGAUCAUCCACAAUGGCAUGGAGGAUAUUGAGCCGCUGAUUCACCCAGAUUGGAAAUAUCUGGCCAAGCGCGCAAGGCUCGUGCCCUUCACCAAGGAGCGAUAUGCAAAUGAGAUGUUGGAGACUUCUCGCGGUCACUGCGAUAAAGAGGCAAUGCAUGUCAUGUUUGAUCAUUCCUAUGAUACUGUAAAGUGGAUGCGCGACCAGGGAGUGCGAUGGAAGCUUGCACUCAGCAAGUUCUUCAGCGAAGAUCAAAUCACACAAGAUGUUGUGGACAUCAACCCAGGGCUUUGUUUAAUUGCCGAUAACGAAGGCAUUGGUCUGACCGACAAUCUCUGGGCGGCUGUAGAGAAGAGCUCCAUUGAUGCUCACUACUCUUCUCCUGCUUAUGAUCUCAUUACCAAUGGCGCCAACAUCCUCGGAGUUCGCGCACGCCAGAAGGACGGCUUUGUCGAUUUCAAGGGCCAGGUCAUUCUGGCAUGUGGUGGCUUCGAAGCAUCGCCCCGCCUUCGUCGUCAGUACCUUGGGCAGGGGUGGGAUCUCGCUAAAGUCCGUGGAUGCCGCUAUAAUACGGGCACCAUGAUCGAGAAUGCCAUCUCUCACGGAGCACAAGCUACAGGCCACUGGGGCGGUUGUCACGCUGUUCCCGUCGACCACAAUGCCCCCGCGAGAUUUGUGAAUGAGGGCGAAAACACGUCCGAGCUCACUUACGCUGCCAUUGGAGAGCAGAUUGCCAAGCAGAAAGAAGCAGUCGCAUUCCAGAUCUUCGACCAAAAAGUUCUCAAGACUUUGGAGCCGCGUUACUCGACCGCCACGCCUGUGGUUGAUGAUACUUUAGAGGGACUUGCUCAAAAGCUUGGCCUGAAUGUAAAGCAAUUUGUUGAUACGGUUCGAGAAUUCAAUGCCGCAGUGCCAAAGACGGGCCAGUUCGACCCUUUCCACUUGGAUGGUCUGUCUACAGGAACAAAGCUGGCUAUCCCCAAGACCAACUGGGCCCAGGCGAUUGAUCAAGGCCCUUUCGUUGCAUACGCUGUUACAUGUGGUAUUACGUUCACAUACGGUGGCCUCAAGACCGACCCCUACGCUCACGUUCUCAACAAUGAAGGAGAGAAGAUGCCUGGUCUCUCGGCCGUCGGUGAGAUCAGCGGAGGUUUCUUCGCAUUCAAUUACCCUGGCGCUGCGGGUCUAGUCAAGGGUGCAGUGUUUGGCCGACUGGCUGGUCAAGCUGCGGCGAGAAGGGCAAAAGAUCAGAAUAGGGCCUAGGUGGCAAAUAUUAUCCAAUGGACAUCGAGACUGUAAAGAAGCGCCAUUAGUUUAGACAAAAUUAUAAAUGCAUUCU
This is a messenger RNA of Trichoderma harzianum CBS 226.95, 1498 nucleotides long. RefSeq lists its product as hypothetical. The coding region runs from base 1 to 1422 and encodes 473 amino acids. The record is from RefSeq and is a predicted model, not a curated record. The transcript is spliced from 3 exons. Lineage: Eukaryota; Fungi; Ascomycota; Sordariomycetes; Hypocreales; Hypocreaceae.